Messenger RNA from Eutrema salsugineum, 1470 nucleotides. Its product is annotated as histone chaperone RTT106-like. Lineage: Eukaryota; Viridiplantae; Streptophyta; Magnoliopsida; Brassicales; Brassicaceae. The transcript is spliced from 2 exons. The record is from RefSeq and is a predicted model, not a curated record. Bases 1 to 1470 code for a protein of 489 amino acids.
AUGGAAGACGGAGAACCUUCAAAUACAGGCAUGAAAGAUGGAGAAGCUUCAAAUAACCUUUCGGAAAAACUACCAAAAAAAGUCCUCGGCGAUGGUUGCUACCCCGUUGGUGCUCGGUUGAACAUAUAUUCAAAGGCCAAUGUAAUUGGCUUCCUUGUCGAGGCGUUAAAGGGUACUGAAGAUCUUGAGAAGCUACUUCAUUCCCAGUUUGGGAAGUUAUUCCAUAUACCUGUUGCAAGAUGUUGCAACAGCGCCAAACUUGUCCAUGCCCUUCUAUCACGACAACUUGUGACCACGAAGAAACACGAGAUUUGGUUCUUCUUUGGUGGACAGCCUCUGAGAUAUUCGAUACGGGAGUUCAAGGAAAUCAUUGGAUUGAAUUGCAAUCCCGAACCUGAUAGCACAGAAGAAGAAGACGAAGUCGGAAAAACAGGAAUCUGGAAAGACCUGUUCGGAAGAGCGAAGGCUAUGAACAUGUAUGAUGUGCUUGAAAUGCUAAAGGAUCCGGAUCUACCCCAGUGGAAACGGCUUCCAUUGGCCCUAAUCGUUCUUGUCGACGGUGUUCUGUUUUGCAAUAGCAAAAAUCUGGCCCUCACCAAGAAAUACGUUGAGAUGUUAAGUGACUUGGAUAGGUUCAUGCUGUAUCCAUGGGGGAGGGUAUCCUUUAACAAAACAGUAUCUCGUUUUCAAGCUCCGAAGGCAGUCACGGAUGCCGAGAAAAGGGAGAAUCCUUUGUCUGUGAAACAGAUGGUAGUGGAUGAUGGUGAGAAUGACGAACAGAAUGAAUUGCGUUGGGGAGAUGAGGUAGAGGAUGCCGAAGUUGCAUUCAUGCAGGAACUCAUGGCCGAGGGGUACAAAUUCACACCUUCGGAUUUUGCAGUGGCACCGGCACUUAUCGUGGAUAUUAGCGAUGCAGAGGACGAGGUUACCAAUGAACAGGAACCUGAGCCAUCCACCCGACCGAAAAAGAAACAGAAAACUCAUCAAACUGAAAAAUGUAAGAUGCAGAGGAAGAGAGGCAGAGGCAAGAACUCUUCUAAUCUAUCGGAAGAUGAAACACCUGAAAGUGGACAGAUUAAAGAUCUUAAAAGAUGGAUAGUACUUCAGAAUAUUUUGCUCCUUCGUGAGAUUAAGACCGAGUUGGACAAGAGAUUGGGCGUAUACCAAGAGGACGAAGAAGAUGACGAUGUACACCAGUCAAAAGAAGAUGGGGAACAGGAUGACGAAGGACAGAAUACAAAAAAAGAUGGUGAAAAAGCAGAUGAAGAUGAAGACGAAGCCGAAGAUGGAGGGGCACAGUCUAGCGUACGCCAUAAUGAUGGUGUACACCCCGAAGAUGGUGUACACCAUAAAGAAAGAGAUGAUGAAGAAGGGACCUCUACUUACUACGGCGGGGACCAUUAUUCUCCCAGGGACCAUGCGUACUUGAAGACUCCAGAAGCUCCGACAAUGACCCCUGAACCGGGAUAA